Messenger RNA from Bombyx mandarina (wild silkworm), 524 nucleotides. Its product is annotated as putative nuclease HARBI1. The record is from RefSeq and is a predicted model, not a curated record. NCBI's taxonomy places the organism in Eukaryota, Metazoa, Arthropoda, Insecta, Lepidoptera, Bombycidae.
CUUUGCAAGUGAAGUCUCCACAAAGGGACCUUUAAAAAUGUUCUUAUCAUGUAUUUAUUACUAGGUGUUGAUGAUGCAGAGAUAUUUAGGAAUCGCAAGUCCUAUAUGUCUAUUAAUGUGCAGACUAUAAGUGAUGCCAACUUAUUAAUAACAGAUCUUGUUGCUCGCUGGCUAGGCUCAACACAUGACUCUACCAUACACCAAAACAGUCAAAGACACCGAGUGUUUGAAAGUGGAGCUUAUAACGUUGCAUAUCUCUUAGGGGACAGUGGAUAUCCUUUGAAGAGUCAUCUUUUGACUCCGUACUUGAACCCUUCAACUCAUGGAGAAUGAAAGUAUAAUGAAGCUCACAUAAAAACAAGGAACAUUGUUGAACGUCAGUAUGGUGUUUUAAAAAGAAGAUUCCCUGUUUUCGCUGUAUGUUUAAGGUUAAAACUGACAACUUUUGUGCACGUUAUAUUGACCUGUUGUAUCUUGCACAAUAUAUCUAUAUAUAUAAAAGAAAAUCGUGUUAGUUACACUAU